AUGGCGGCUCCCGGGCUCUGUGCAGACGGCCCCUGCUGCAACCACUCAGGCGCACGGCAGACGCUGGACGAGAUGGAUUUCGAGAGGGGAAUCUGGUCAGCAGCCCUGAAUGGAGACCUAGGCCGAGUGAAGUAUUUAAUCCAAAAGGCAGUGGACCCCAGUCAGCCCGACUUGGCCGGCUACACCGCCCUGCACUACGCCAGCCGCAAUGGGCACUAUGCAGUAUGCCAGUUCCUGCUGGAAAGUGGGGCCAAGUGUGAUGCCCAGACACGUGGGGGAGCCACCGCCCUGCACCGGGCCAGCUACUGUGGGCACACUGAGAUUGCACGGCUUCUGCUCUCACAUGGGUCCAACCCCAGGCUGGUAGAUGACGAUGGCAUGACCAGUCUACAUAAGGCUGCUGAGAAGGGUCACAUGGACAUCUGCUCCCUUCUGUUGCAACACAGCCCAGCCCUGAAGGCCGUCCGGGAUCGGAAGGCACGACUAGCAUGUGAUCUUCUGCCCUGCAAUAGCGAACUGCGGGACCUGCUGGCCAGCUGAAUCGCCACUCUUCUGUCCCAGGCUGCCAUGCAAGGGUACAUAUACUAGGUCUCCAAGCCCCUGCUGUGGUCAGGAUCCAUGCCGCAGGGUGGGAAACAGAGACCCGAAGACCCAGGAAGAGCCCGAUUUUGGCCACUGGAGUGAGGGAGUAGAUUUGAGGGGGCUGCAAGUGCCUAAGCCUGGACAGAUGACCCUAUUCUAAAUUAGUUCAUGUGGAAACAUCUAUCCACUUGGAAAAAAUAAAGUUAUAUCCUUACCCCAUCCCAUGCCCCAAAUUAAAUUACAAGUAGACUAAAGAACUAAAUUGGCCCUGGCCGGGUAGCUCAGUUGGUUAGAGCAUCAUCCUGAUACUCCCAAGGUUGUGAGUUUGG
Miniopterus natalensis is the source of this 911-nucleotide messenger RNA. RefSeq names its product ankyrin repeat domain 39 (gene ANKRD39). The record is from RefSeq and is a predicted model, not a curated record. Lineage: Eukaryota; Metazoa; Chordata; Mammalia; Chiroptera; Miniopteridae. Gene Ontology annotation, molecular function: protein binding.